This is a messenger RNA of Lithohypha guttulata, 1404 nucleotides long. RefSeq lists its product as uncharacterized. The record is from RefSeq and is a predicted model, not a curated record. Gene Ontology annotation, biological process: mRNA splicing, via spliceosome. The transcript has 2 exons. Gene Ontology annotation, molecular function: RNA binding. NCBI's taxonomy places the organism in Eukaryota, Fungi, Ascomycota, Eurotiomycetes, Chaetothyriales, Trichomeriaceae. Gene Ontology annotation, cellular component: U2-type spliceosomal complex. Bases 1 to 1404 code for a protein of 467 amino acids.
AUGCCACCACCAAUACCAGCCCACCAGAAGCGCUUUACAGCAAAUCCAACUAGACCGGCACGAUACAGACCUGGUAAAGCAGUUCCCGAAGACGAAUCAGAUGAGAAUCUUGAGGACGAAGAGGAGGAGGAAGUUUCACAGCCUGUACAGCCACAGAGGAGACUCCAAGCACCCCCAGCUGGACCUACUCGCCCACAGGCUGAGGACGAGGAGGAGGACGAUGAGGAAGGCUUUGUGACAGAGGACGAGGAUGAUGCGGAUGGAGGAGCACCACUACCAAAACCUGCCGCUAAACCUGUUGCACAGACAGCUCGCACUUUGCAGCCAUCCGCACAGACAUCUGCCACACCAGUAAUACCUGAGCAAGUGCAGGAUGGGCAUGAAGAUGAGGACGAAUCAGCCGGCUCUGAGGAGGAGGAGGAGGAAGAAAGUGAAGAAGGCAGUGAAGAGGAGGGUUCAACUUCUGAGGAGGAAGAGGCACCUCAACGCAGAUUUCAGCGCCCGACCUUCAUCAAGAAGACAGAACGCAAGCCUACCUCCGCCUCGAACGCAGACGUCUCUGAAUCUGCCACUCCUGCUCCUGAAAUAGCUUCCUCUCAUCACAAUGAAGAUAUCGCAGCCCGUCGGCUCAGAGAAGCCGAAUCCUUGAUUAAAACGACUAUAGAAAGAGAUACCGCAGCUCGACUGGCUGGCAGGAAAGACUGGGACGACGACGACGAUCUUCCUCCCGAAGCACUAGUCGAUGACACUGACGGCCUCGAUCCCGAAGCUGAGCACUCCGCCUGGCGACUACGCGAACUCCACCGCCUAAAACGCGAUCGUGAAGCCAUGAUCGCGCGCGAAAAGGAGCUCGAGGAAAUUGAACGGAGACGCAAUCUUACAAUAGAGGAACGUGAGGCCGAAGACAAAGAAUACAUCGCAAAACAGAAAGAAGAACGCGAAGAAGGAAGAGCCAAGUCCGCCUACCUGAGCAAGUAUCACCAUAAAGGAGCCUUCUUCAUGGACGAUGAGGAAAGUGCACGGCUGGCAAAGCGGGAUCUUAUUGGUGCUAAAUUCGCUGACGACGUGGAUAAGAGUACACUUCCUGAAUACAUGCGCAUAAGAGACAUGACGAAACUGGGAAAGAAAGGUCGGACCAGGUAUACUGAUCUCAAAGGCCAGGACACAGGCCGGUUCGGUGACGAGGUAAAGAGAUGGCGGGGUAGUGGUUACAAUGACCGAAACGACGGGCAGAGAGAUGAUAUAAGAGGCGUGGACGAUAGAUUCCUACCUGACAACGAUAGGGAAAGAGGAGGACCACAGGUCACGUUCACGUUCGCCGCAGACACGGAGAAGGCGCUAUUCCAGCUCAAGGUCUCGAUCAAGGUCGAGGUCGAGGUCGAGAUCCCCAGUACACAGGUCUAG